AUAUAUAUAGAUAGAUAUAUAUAGCAAUAUGUCAAAAAUCAAGUAUCAUCUCAUUCAAACGGAAGUGACCUUAUUCGGUGACAGAUCCGGCGUAUAUAGAUUUCUCAAAAUCGGUGCAAUAUGUGCCACAUUUCUGUUAAUUGUAUGUUAUAGCAAUUGGACAAUUAGUGUUAAUACAACACCCAGUAAAACCUCGUUGCCGCCAAACGCAGCGAACUUAACCUAUAUUCUUGGGGAUAAGGGCGAUAAGGAUAUUGCCUUGGAGCAGUCAGCAUCAGUUGUGCAUCUGAAAAUAGAAACUACAACACAUUUAAAUCCUUCAUCGAAAUCAAAUACAAGCUUGGGUCCCAACAUAUUGGAUAAUUAUUUUGUGUACACCUCACAUUGUCGCAUGCCGGCGCUGAAUCCUUUUACCAAGGAUGUGCUCAAGAUUUUUAAAAAAAUGCAAUACGCAACUUGUGACAGGAGUAAGGUCCUCUUAUCGGUGGACUAUGAUGACCGGAUAGGACGCUAUAAGUUCCAUAUAAAUGAUACGAAUAUCAAAUGUUGUUAUCGAAAAGUUCAACGGAAUGGAAAAGGAGCUCGUGCAGAUAAUGAUUACAAACUGGCGUCAUGCGAAUAUUUCGAACAGGACUCUUUGGUACCUCAAGAUGUGGAUGCUGCCGUUACCGAAUGCCGUCGGUUGAAAGAGAAAAGCCUGUUGCAACACGCUGCCUUUGGAUUUGUGCAACCAAAGGAACAACUUAUGAAUAACUCAUUUGCGAAUGAUUCACUUGAAAGUGAAUCCUUUGAGAGCAGACCCAGUGUCCUGCUGUGGGGCAUUGAUUCCAUGUCACGCAUGAACUUUGAACGGACCAUGCCCCUAAUGUUCAAGUAUCUGAGGGAGGAGAAUUGGUUUGAGCUGAGGGGCUAUAAUAAGAUGGGCGAUAAUACAUUUCCCAAUUUGAUGGCUCUGCUGACUGGCUUCAAUAGCACGAGAUCAUAUUCGGUGUGUCGGCCAACAGCAGUGGGUGGCAUGGAUGCCUGUCCGCUUAUGUGGAAAGACUACAAGAAGCAUGGUUAUGUUACAGCUUAUGCCGAGGAUUGGGGCAAAUUCGCCACGUUCAACUACAACAAGAAGGGAUUUGCUAAGCCGCCAACGGAUUACUAUCCGCGUCCUCUGAUGCUCGCCGCUGAGAAGGAACUAAAGAAAGUUGUGGUUUCAAAUAUACCCUACUGUUUGGGCCAUCGUCACUAUGCGGAAUAUAUUUAUGAUUUUGCAAUACAAUUCACUAAGGUCUAUAGGAAUCAAUCGACCUUUGGGAUGUUUUGGACAAACAGUUUUAGUCAUAACAAUUUUAUGUUGCCCUCAUCGAUGGAUACAAAGAUGCUGGAAUAUAUGCGUACACUGAGCGAAAGUGGGGUUCUUGAGAAGUCUAUAGUGAUUUUCUUCAGUGAUCAUGGUAUGCGUUUUGGGCCACUGCGAAGAUUGGACAGUGGCUUUCUCGAGGAAAGAAUGCCCAUUAUAUACAUCUGGCUCCCCCAGUGGUUUAAGGAUAAAUAUCCUGUAUUUGUGCAUAAUUUGCACUCGAAUAGGAAUCGCUUAACUUCUCCUUACGAUAUCUAUGCCACUUUAAAACACAUUCUGCAACUUGAGACGCCACUAGCUGAGUUACCACGUCCUGAAGGAUGUCCCAGUUGCCACAGCCUAUUUCACGAAGUGGCCGAGACGAGAGACUGCAAUGAUACGGGCAUAAGUGCUCAUUGGUGCACUUGCCACACCUUUAAAUAUAAUUCGAAGAGUGAUAAUCAUAUCAAGGAGGUGGCACAACAAUUAAUCGAUGCCACAAAUGAUUAUCUUAAAUCCAAUAAUCUAACUAAAUUAUGUCAAACAUUAAAACUCUCAAAUAUUGAGUCGGUGCAGCGAAAAAUUGGCCACGAAGUCAAGGAGUACGAGUCCUAUCUGAUUAGAUACGAAGCUGAACCAGAGAAUGCAAUCUUUGAGGCAUCCGCAAGUUGGCAUAAUAAUACAAGAAAAAUGUCCAUUCAUGUGCCCGAUAUAAGUCGCUUGGACUCGUAUCGUAAAAUAUCCGAAUGCAUUGAGGAUAAUAUUGCCAAAAAGUUUUGCAUCUGCUUCCCUGAGACGCUGAGACGCCAUUAAAAGAAAGGGAUAAAUGGUAAAAUGAAGCUGUGCAAAAGUACAGACAGAAAAAUGCAUUUACUUCCUCAU
Messenger RNA from Drosophila grimshawi, 2209 nucleotides. RefSeq lists its product as uncharacterized. The record is from RefSeq and is a predicted model, not a curated record. Lineage: Eukaryota; Metazoa; Arthropoda; Insecta; Diptera; Drosophilidae. The coding region runs from base 29 to 2140 and encodes 703 amino acids. The transcript is spliced from 4 exons.